CAAUAAUUUCAACUCUAAUAAAAUCGAAGCGAUCAAGAGAGGUAGAAAAAGUAAUACCGCCUUCGUUACGCACGAUCGCAGGCCAAUGAAGUGCGAUAAGUCGCUCGUGGCCACUCCCUAAAGUGACUUAAGCAGCUUCCACAUGCGGACCACCUAUGGGACAGGAUUAGCUGCUAAAAAGAUCCCAUUAGUGCGGCAGUGCAUCGGAAGUUGGUUAUCGAUAAUUAGAGGCGAUCAAGAACCGAAGUUUUAUUGAGUAGAGUUUGUUUUAUGAGUGCAGUUUGCUGAUUACCCAGAGUUUAUGUUUUGUGCUGUUUAUACAUGUUUUAAGUGCAGGAUAACCAGGUAUUUUAAGGACAUAUUAGCAACCAUGGACACCAUACAGAAUAGUAAUUUUCUGAACCUCUCCACAGAAAAGCAACCUCCAAAACUAAAAUUCGGCAUAGACCAAUUGCUCGCAACAUCGAAAGAAAAAGAAGCACUUCCCAAAGGGAUUACAAAACCCACACCAACAAUGGCUAUUCCUUGCUCUGACUGCGUGUCGUCCAUUUACAGAUGUUGCAAAGUGAGUUCUUCAGCGUGUUCACAGACUAGAGAAAUUCCAGAGUAUUUGGCUGGACACAUGUUUGGAAAUAAUGCCACUACGUAUACGAUGCAACCUUUUAGGCCAUUCCCUACACGACCAAGUAUUCGAAUACCAGAUGUACACUCAACUUCACACUCAAAUUCAAACCUCAACAACUGCUCUUCCAGCCAGAACAAGAGGAAACGUUCGUGGUCCAGAGCCGUAUUCAGCAAUUUACAACGAAAAGGCCUCGAAAGAAGAUUUCAAAUUCAAAAAUAUAUAACGAAACCGGAUAGAAGACAGUUGGCAGCCACUCUAGGUUUGACAGACGCUCAGGUCAAAGUUUGGUUUCAAAAUAGAAGGAUGAAGUGGCGGCAUUCUAGAGAAGGACAAGGUGGAGAGAAUGCAGUAGCUGAUUCGACCCAAGAAGAAUUGCAUAUUGAUGUAGAUACUGUAACGGAUGAUGUUGACUGAG
Molecule: messenger RNA, 1040 nt
Organism: Psylliodes chrysocephalus
Lineage: Eukaryota; Metazoa; Arthropoda; Insecta; Coleoptera; Chrysomelidae
Source: the annotation of a GenBank genome assembly